AUGGGUGGCCAUCACGAACAUGAAAUCAAAAUACCGGAUUACAGAAUAUAUAAAGUUGAUAACGUACCGGAACUUGUGAAGGUGAAGAAUAUUUUAGCUACCGAAGGACUUAAAGAUCCGUGGUUGAGGAAUGAAGUUUGGAGAUAUCCUCCAAGGCAUGGUAGUCGUUAUGCACAAUAUUUCAAAUGUUGGUUCCGUGGUACACGUGGGCUUACAAUUGCCUUUGGAUUAGCAGCUUCUAUUAUUGCUGUGGAAAAAACCUAUGAACAUUUUUAUCCACCAGUUCAUCAUCACAGAAAGCCUUACUUUCCAUCAUCCAGUGUUUAA
Macrosiphum euphorbiae (potato aphid) is the source of this 327-nucleotide messenger RNA. NCBI's taxonomy places the organism in Eukaryota, Metazoa, Arthropoda, Insecta, Hemiptera, Aphididae. The record is from the annotation of a GenBank genome assembly.